Molecule: messenger RNA, 2594 nt
Organism: Amphibalanus amphitrite
Lineage: Eukaryota; Metazoa; Arthropoda; Thecostraca; Balanomorpha; Balanidae
Product: membrane-associated tyrosine- and threonine-specific cdc2-inhibitory kinase-like
Exons: 10
Coding region: 142-1818 (558 amino acids)
Biological process (GO): protein phosphorylation
Molecular function (GO): protein kinase activity; ATP binding
Source: RefSeq, a predicted model, not a curated record
AAGGUACGUAAAUAUUUCUUAUUUGUAAUUUAUUUUUGUGUCUAACUUAAAAAUAAAUCAGAUAAAAUUGAUCGGCUCACUUUCGUCUGAUAGAGAAGUGCAUUUUAUUUGUGCUUUUGCUUAUUCAGUGACAAGGUCACAAUGAAUGAGAGCCGAACCAGUGUUAUAAGCGCUCGACCUGUGCCAGUGUUUGAAAAUGCAGUUGAAGGAUUAUUCAGCACUAAAAAGGCCCGGGCGCAGACGGAGCGCAAGUACCGCCCGCCGCCGCCGCCCCACCCGGCACGGGUCCGCAGCACUCUGAGCCGCCGCCGCGUCCGCUCCUGCCUGCCCGAGGCCGGCGCGGUGGCUGUCUCAUUUCGUGACCACUCCGACUCGUCGGUCCUCACCAACAGUCUGUACAACACGGCCGACCAGCUCACCUACCUGGACCAGUGCUUCGACGAGAAGCGGCUGAUCGGCUCCGGCUGCUUCGGCGAGGUGUUCAGCGCCCGCAGUAGGAUCGAUGGGCGCAUGUACGCCAUCAAAAAGUCCCGACAGCGCUUCAGGAGCGACGCCGACCGCCGGCGGCGUCUGGAGGAGGUGCGAAAACACGAGCGCCUGCCGCCACACCGUCACUGCGUGGCGUUCCACGGCGCCUGGGAGGAGCGCGACCACCUGUACCUGCAGACAGAGCUGUGCGCCACCUCGCUGGCUGAUGUGGCCGACACGGAGCACAGCAUACCCGAGUCCACCGUGUGGGCCUACAUGGUCGACCUGCUGCUGGCUAUCAAACACCUGCACGACAAUCAGCUGGUUCACCUCGACAUCAAGCCGGAGAACAUCUUCGUGAUGCGCGAGGGCUACUGCAAGCUGGGUGACUUCGGGCUCGUCAUGGACCUCUCCGGCUCGCGUGACCUGGACGACUCGGACGCCAUGGAGGGCGACCCCAAGUACAUGGCGCCCGAGCUGAUGACGGGCCGGUUCUCCGCCGCCGCCGACGUCUUCUCGCUCGGCCUGACGCUGCUGGAGCUGGCCUGCGACCUGGAGCUGCCGGCCGGCGCGGCCGGCUGGCACCAGCUCCGCUCUGGCCAGGUGCCGGCGCCGCUGCGGCGCACCCUCUCCCCGGCACUGCGACACGUCCUGGAGAGGAUGCUGCACCCGGACCCGGCGCGGCGAGCCACGGCCGCUGAGCUGCUGCGGCUGCCGGCGGUGCGCGCGGCGCGCCGCAAGAGGCAGCUGACCAUCCUCUGCUGCACCGCGAUCAGCACACUCCGCGCAGUGCUGUCGCGGCUGGGCGCCAGUCUGGUGGCCAGUCUGGUGUUCGCUCUGUGGCUGCUCUGCUGGCCCGUCCGCUGUGUCACUCACUCGGCACCCGGUGACUCGCCCCUACAGCCGGCACCGGUGGCAGGCACGACCGACGGACCCACGCCCCAGUCCAACGGAACGCCGGCUGCCUGGCUCGAACCCGCCUACAGCGAUGAUGAGGACCCGCUGAAUAUGACGGGCGACAGUCUACAAUCUGAACUCGGUCUGCUCAGCUCCACGCCCGAGCGGGUCCCCGGCUCAGCUGCCUCCGCCGCGCGUCAUCAGAUGAGCCUGAGAAGGGUGCUGCUCUUCAACGAUGACCAGGACGAGGCGGAGGACCCUGUACCGGUGCCUGCAGCGCCUCCCAGCGGUCGGCGCCUCCGGAGGCCGGCAGGCGGCGCCACCGGCGGCGGAGGAGACAGCAGUCCAGUGUCCCGCCGGCGCCACAUGCCCCGGCCGCGAGCGCUCGGGUCGCUGCGCGGUGUCCAACAGAAGCUCGACUUCCAGGCGGCUCGGCUGAGCGAUGACGAUUGAACGCCGCUUGGCGGAGCUCUCUGAGGGACCAGAGAGACCCGAGACCGGUGGGACCGUCAUCCCGGCUUCUACGUCAGUCCUAGGUGGGACCAGCGGCACCCAGGCACAGGACGGGGAGCGAGAGCCCUCCCCGCCGCCUGCCACUAACCAAAACACUGUACAUAGAACCAGAGAGUAUUGUAUAAAAGUGCGUCGAUGUGAACCUGAAGUGCCCCUACGGACCGCGGUGAGUUCACCGUCCGUCAGAACGCCCCUCGUGUCGCUGUGGAGAGGCCCAGUGGGUGUGUCUGAAUGUCCGAUAAGGACGGAGGCCAGCAGAACAUAGCAACACUCGCCACAAUCAGAGAAGAGGGGGGGGGGGGGUGGAGAGUUGUGCCGGUACCAAAUCAGGGUGACUGUCACGGCGUCGGCCGGCCGCGCCGAGAGAUGUGUGUCCACCCCGAGCGGAGGACAAGGCUGUGUAUUUGAACGGGAUGAAUCGCGUAUGUCACUAAGGUUGUCUGUUGUGUGUGUAUAUUGUCGGUGCACUGUCUGCAUCAUGCCGUAGCCCACUCACUGAUAGCAAUACCGUUGAGACCAGGAGUAUUUUAUUUAAUCCCGAUUAUGAUUUGAGCGCGGCUGCGAGCGUAGGGAAUGUCGGCGGUCAGUUGUCUUCCGUAACAAGCUUCCAACACCACUCAUCGUUGAGCGAUGGCACACGGGCGGUCGUGCCUCUUGCAUAGUGCGUAACUUCCUCACACAUCGCCUCAAUACAGUGGGAUAAUGAACGGAUAAAA